AUGAUGCCUGUUACAGCCAUUAAACAGCACUUGCUUGCCUGCCCUGCAGAUGACUUACAUGACAUCCCCUUGGAGGUGCCAUCUACAUCUAGUCAGGUACAGUUUAGUCGUUACACAAUGUGUUUUGAGUGGAAGAAUGUAGGUGUUCUGAGUAUUGUAACAUCCUCAACCUAGCGGCUAAGGUAAAUGUUUCAGGUGCCGAAAUUCUAGAAUAGUUUACAUCGUAAUGAUAUUAAGAAAUUAGUGGUGUAUUAAUAAUUGAAUUAUAUUUCCAUUUUUAGUAGGAAAAUUUUUUUUUUUUCAAUGCACUUUUAUUUACAGGAUUAAUGCUUACACUACUUACAGCGCUUCUAUUAUACUUACAAAUUUACUAUGCUAUACUUCUUACACUACUUAUACUUAACACACCACUUACUUAGCAGGAUGAUCUUGAAGACCAGUGUUACUUCCAUCAAUGGCCAAUACUACCUCACAGGAUAAAUUGCCUUCUGAGAGCAAUCAAGAUUUUCUCAGGUAUUUCCACUUCAAGUUUAAAAAACAUUGUUUCCCGUACAAUUGCAAAUGUGUUGACAUCAACAAUUAAGAGAUCGACAAUUUUUUGUUUUCUCUUCAGAUAUUUGAAUGGACCAUUACAAUUUAUUUGAGUAACAUAAAAUAAUGAUUAUGUUAAAUGUUGUGACUGACCCUCAUACUACGUUAAAUGUCAAUAACGCAGUAAUUUUUAUUUUGUAAUUCAGUGAUGCAGGUUUUGAAAUCUAGCAUAACAAUCAUUACCACUUGUCUAUCAGAUGUAAAUGUUUUAAAAGUAGUAAGUCAUUCAAUCAGUCAGCCAGUAAGUGAACAAUUUAUGUAGUAAAGGUGACACUAAAUUAUAGCAAAAAAAGGUAAUAAAUAGGUGAACGAUACUGCUGCUGUUGGAUUAUGGAAUGAAGGAUAUUACUUCAUAGGUUUCCGUAAAAGUACUAAUUUUUAUCCUAGUGACAAAUGUGGCUGGUAGUUCUUCAAUGGUAUUCCUGCAGAAUAUGGAUGCCCUUACUAUUUUAAUAUUUUUUUUGUAGGAAUCUGAUGCUGUGGCUGAAUUAAGUGCACUUUUUCCAGACAAAAGUAUAGACACUAUCCGAGCAAUCUUGGCAGACAGUGGAGGAGAUAAAAGUGUGGCUGCAUCAAGGCUUAUCCAGUGGUCUGCUGGGACAUGUAAGCUACCUAUACAAGUUUAUUACUUAAAUGUGAAUAAUGGUAGAUCUCUGAACUUUACCUGUCUGUGAUGUUAUUACAACAAAGCAGAGGUCCUUGGUAUUGUGUAGUGGUAAGGUUGCGUGCAUUUUUUGCUCCAACAUAAUUAUUUUUCUGAUUACCAUGGAACCCUUCAUUGGAGACAGUUAUACUUAUCUGUUCUUUCAUUUGGUUUUGAAAUUGUUAUUUCAUUUCAUUUGAAAUAAGAGCCCUUCAUUCGAUUUAGAGGUGCAUACUUAUAACAUGACCUAAGCUUUACAGAGUCUCAUAACAGAUAAUUUACUGAACUCCCCUUUUUUGCAAUUUCUUCUGCAAGGUGCCCUAAUGAACAGUGGGGACUCAGGUAAUGAAUACUGUACAGAAGAAGACAGUGACCUCAUGCAAUCACCAUUUGAAGCACAUGUAUCCUCAAGUACUGUCAGUACCUGUACUGACCCUGUUGCACAGUACAAACAAGAAACUCUGGAUGAAAAUGGCCCACCACUGAGAAUCUAUGUAAAUCGGAUGACGGAGGAGUUCACUGCAGAUGUUUUAUCCAUUUAUAAGAAAGCCAACCCAUGUUUUCGCUCAAACCUUCGAGUGCAAUUUGAAAAUGAAAGAGCAGUUGGCGAGGGACCUGUCAGAGAGUUCUUUAGCAUAUUAAUGGGAUUUGUUCAAAAUGGUCUUUACGUGGAUGAUCCUGGGCGGCUGACUAUGUUAUUUGAGGGCCAGACUGACCACAAAAUUCCAGUCCCAAAUGCGUUACUGUGUAAUUCUGGACUGUACACUAGUGUUGGACGGAUGAUUGCACAUUCUUUCUUGCAUGGAGGACCACCACUUUAUGGACUUUCCCCAGCAGUGCUUGAAUUUUGGACUCGUGAAAGCAUCAGUGAAGCUGUUACCAUGGAGGACAUCCCAGAUUAUGACCUUCGACAAGCCUUGAAGCAGGUACUCGCAUUGAUGAUCUUGUUUUGUACAGACAUUACUUACGUAUUUCUGUGUAAUGUUUCAGCAACACGUUAGUGUUACUAACAAUAUUUAUUCUGGUUAAUUUUUGUUUGAUAUGGCACUUGUACUGUCCUGUUUAUAUUUGAAAAAAGGCACAAGUGUGUUCCAAAUAGGUGUAUACAUCUAUAAUGACACUAUAAGUUUAUAAUUUGUCGUAAGAAGCAUUUCAUUGUUCAGUCACAACACCAUAGCAAUUUAACGGUUUUGCAGUUAUCAAGUCUUGAUAAGGAUGAAGAACCCUCAGAUGCACUUAAAGAAUUCCUCUUGCCUUAUCGUGAUGAAGCGUCAGUACUUCAAGUGCCGCUAAGGGGAGAGAAACGGCACUUGGUUCUCCAGCAGAUAAUGCUGCACAAUGUGAUCGAAAAGCGCCACCGUGAACUGAAAGAUCUUGCUGCAGGAAUGAAUGAGCUUUCCCUUGUCAAUUACCUAAAGGCACACAAGGAAAUGGCCGCAGCCGUGUUUCCCAGGGAAUGCGAGUCAGUAAUUGACAAAGAAGAACUCAAGGGUAGGAUUUCCAUCGAGGAUGAAAACAACCCCCAAGGGCAAGUUAUCAUGGGAUUCUUGCAUCGCUUCAUCGAUGAAGUUAGCAGAGAAGCAGAAGGUAAGUGAUUACCUCAGCUAUGUCUACUAUACGUUUUCUAUUCUUCUUCCAGUACCUCUUCUUUCCCCAGUGAAUUUAAGCCAUUUAUCCUUGAGCAUUUCAUUCCUCAAACACUGUAUGGGGGAUAGAUAAUUCCACUAGCAGGAUUUUCAUUGCUCGAUGUAAUUUCAGUUGUAGGGUAACAGUGAUUAGCCACCUCGUGUCUUUACUGCUAAAGAAAAGUAAACAUUCCGAGCAUGUAAAAGUGAAAGCAUUGAAAAGUUAUAUUUGCCAUUACGAAUAUUGUUGCCUAGGAGGAAUUUCAUGUUCAGAUGCUUUAUAGUGAUGCCUUUGUUAUGUUUUCUCAUUGCAGCUGGUUCUGGUCUGCGUGAUCUACUGUCGUUUUGGACAGGAUGGGAGGUUUUGCCACCAUAUGGACAGCAACUUUGGCUACAGCUGGAUGACACACGGGAAGUAACAAGCCUGCCUGAAAGUAAAGCUUGUUUUCACAGGCUUGUUCUUCAGUCAUCGCAUACUGACUACGUCUCUUUCAAGAGUAACCUUGCUAAAGCAUUAAAAUAUGGUGCAAGGGGCUAUUCAUCUCUUUAA
Messenger RNA from Porites lobata, 3409 nucleotides. The record is from the annotation of a GenBank genome assembly. NCBI's taxonomy places the organism in Eukaryota, Metazoa, Cnidaria, Anthozoa, Scleractinia, Poritidae.